Stegastes partitus (bicolor damselfish) is the source of this 3461-nucleotide messenger RNA. It is a transcript of the gene uimc1, whose product is annotated as ubiquitin interaction motif containing 1. Gene Ontology annotation, biological process: double-strand break repair; positive regulation of DNA repair. Gene Ontology annotation, molecular function: K63-linked polyubiquitin modification-dependent protein binding; histone binding. Gene Ontology annotation, cellular component: BRCA1-A complex. The transcript has 23 exons. Lineage: Eukaryota; Metazoa; Chordata; Actinopteri; Pomacentridae. The coding region runs from base 93 to 3167 and encodes 1024 amino acids. The record is from RefSeq and is a predicted model, not a curated record.
ACAGAAACAAACAUGGCGCCGCGAAAGUGAGGAGAGUCGACCUAUUUUUAGUUUAGUUAGUUCGGGUCCACACACGUCGUGCCGCCGGACAGAUGAGAGGAAGAAGAGGACCGUCUUCAUCAGCAGGUAUCCGUCAGCAGAGCAGGAUGUCUCUGAGGAAGCAGAUAGUCAAAGACGUCCAUUCUGAGAGCCAGCAGACAGACGAAAACACCCAGGAAGACGAUGCUGCCACCGACAGAGAUGAUACGGACGAGCUUUCAGCAUCACUUCUGCCGGCGUCGUCAGCUCGAGAGCACCGCUUGAGGGAGAGAGAGAACAAAUCCAAAGAGAUGACGGAGGAGGAAAUGAUGGACUUGGCGUUGCGUCUGAGCGAACAGGAAGCCAGCGUCACGGCGCUGCGACGGCGGCAGGAGGAAGAGGCCGUGAUGAAAGCCAUCGAAGAGAGCAUGGUCGACCAGUCUCAGGAACGCCAGGCUUCCCAAAGUCAAACUCUGCUCGCCGACGCUUCGCUCAGGUUCUGCCCUCGACGGAAGCUUUCGUACUCCAACGGGAAGAAGUCUGCCGCCGUCGGUCCGGAGACGAACCUGAACUCGGGAGCUGGAGAUGAAAACAACUGGAAUAAGAAGCGAAAGAGGAAAGCCGGGAGUCCGCUGCCGGAGAUGCCCGACUUGUCUCAGAAAAUCUGCUCUCAGGCGUCACCCUGCAGCUCCGAGUGUCCGUCAGCACAUCCGGACUCUCCACAGAGCUCCGACUCGACGCAGAUCGACGACUGCCAGCUCCGUAAAUCCCCCGUCUUCCCUUCGACCGGCAGCAGAGCCAAAGUUCACGUCAGCCGGCUGACCCAGGACCUGCUGGACACCUGCAGAAACUCAGGUUUCGUGUUGUGCUCUCAGGACAGCUGGGCCUCGACUCAAAUUCCUGCUCAGCCCAAGAGCCCGACGUUUCCCGAAAGCGACCUCACAACGUGCCCCAAAAGCCCCGUCUUCCCCGAGGCCGAUAAAAGCCCCGUCUUCCCCGAGGCCGAUAAAAGCCCCGUCUUCCCCGAGGCCGACAAAAGCCCCGUCUUCCCCGAGGCCGACAAAAGCCCCGUCUUCCCCGAGGCCGAUAAAAGCCCCGUCUUCCCCGAGGCCGACAAAAGCCCCGUCUUCGGCAGAAAUACUCAGCGAGAGACGUCUCCAAGUGCCUGCAAACCCCAGGUCUCCGCCUGUAGCCCCAAAUGUGAAAACUCAGGGUUCGCAUUCUCUUCUCAGGAAAGCUUAACCUCCACUGUGAGGCCCAAGAGCCCGGUGUUCCCGAGAAGCCCCGGCCUUCCUGGGAACCCCAUAAAACCCCACCAGGGACCGACCGAGCAGAGUCGAGGCCGGUCUGGAAGCCCAGCCUUGGGCAGGACAGUCAGACAUCAGGAGGGUCACAGUGAUGUGCAGGAAGAAUGUGUGACUCCUUCAGUCAGCAGGGAGGACGCAAACGACGGCGGCGGCAGUCGAGUCGACGGCUUGGACGCCACCUCCCCGUCGUCCCGCUCAGACGAGCUGAACGAGAAACCCAAAGAGUGGAACUGCUCUGAGCCGGAGCUGACCAGCGACAUGACGCUGGUCUGGUCCGACGAGGACGACGACGACGCCACGCAGGCGGGAGGCUCUCCCAGCCCGGUCUUCCCAGAGGAAAGGCCUCGUCAUCGGGCAGAGAGCCAGACGGCCUCCCUGAGCCACCUGGAUGCUGAUUCUUCACAGACCAACCGCAGCUUGAAUCCUCAGAGAUGUCGUCAGAGCAGCUCCGACAGAACAGCUGCUGCUUCUUCUUGUACCGGCCGGGGGGCAGCUGGCAGGACGGCGCCCCCGUCUGGGGAUCCUGCAGGCGGGCAGGCGGUUCACUACUACUGGGGGGUUCCCUUCUGUCCCCGAGGCCUGGACCCCGACAGAUACACUCAGGUGAUCCUGGCUCAGAUGGAAGUUUAUGAGAAGAGUCUGAAACAGGCUCAGAGGUGUUUGCUGAGAAAGGCCGAGUGGGGGGAGGCCGUCCUGCCACAGCCAGAGAAGUCUCCGUCACCAGAGUUGCUCGACGAAGCGCCACAACAGCUCGCUCCUCAAAGACGUGGCCUCAGACUCAGAGGUCAAAAACCGAGUGAAGCAGCCGAGGAAGAGGAGGAGGAGGAAGAGGAGCGACGAGAGACGGAAAACCGGGAAGAAGAAGAAGAAGAGAAGAACGACGGUGAUGAAGGACCGGUGGACGUCGAUGACUGCGAGGUUUGUCCAGAGACCCCACUGAGCGACGCCACACAAGAUCUGACGGAAGCCAACGGAGCAGAGGUUUCUCCACAGCCGCCUCCUCAGAGAAGCGAGUCUCCUGACGUCGAGAUGAUCCUCGGAGGAGAUUCUCCGGCCGCUGACGAGCCGCCGCCACCGCCGCCGGAGGAGGAGGAAGAGAUGGAGGUGGACGCCCCGCCGGAGGAGAAGGCUGCCGGCGGCGUCGACCCCGCAGGACCAGCCGCAGGACCAGAGGAGGUGAAGGAGGACCGGGGGGAUCUGGAUGUGGAGGAGGUGAUGGAAAGUCGUCUUCAGAGGUCGGCGUCUCCUGAGCUGGAACUGGCUGUCGUCCCUCGCAGCCCAGAGACCGCCGUCGACUGCCCGAUCUGCCAGGCGUCCUUCCCCGCCAGCCAGAUUGAGAUGCACGCAGCGUACUGCGACGGAGAGGCGGCGGACCGGAGGAGGCCUGCAGGUUCCCAAGCGUCGCUGAAGCCACGAAGGAAAAGAACGAGGCGAGCAGAGGCGACUGUCGACGAGACCAACGAGCCCUCCAACUCUGGACGGAACCCGGAGAAGUGUUACAUCUGUCAGAAAAACGUUCCUCUGAGAGACUACAGCCGACACACCGAGCUCUGCUUUCAGCGUCGGGCGUCGAAAGCUGCAGCGAAGGGAAACCUGCUGUCAGCCCUGGAGCAAACAGAGAGCAGGGAUUCAGAUGCCGGCCCGUCUGGAUCCAAACCUCCACCAGGAGACGUCAUCGACCUGCGGGACGACGACGACGACGACGAGGAAGGGGAGGCUUCAGCGUUCAGGGUCAGCAGCUCUCCCAUCAGAUCCUUCACGUCCAUCUCGGAGGCCACCGACUGCCUCGUCGACUUCAGGAAACAGCGUCGAGCCGCCAAGCCGAGCCAAAGACGGAGGUGAAGAGCGGCGGCAGAAGUCCUGGAAACCGGAGCCUUAACUCAAACUCCAAAGAGGUCAAACGCAACGCCACGCCCAGAGAAGACGUCCUCUUCCUGAGGUUACAUUCUGGAUAUUUAUACGAACACAAAUCGCACUUGAAACCCGACGACGGGGACUCUUUUGGUGCCACUUAUGUUGACGAUGUUUCCGACUACCUCUUCGUGUAUCGAAACAUUUCCUUUGCUGUAGUUUUGCUUUCAAACUGAAAAUAAAUGACUUUUUUUUUUCUUUUUUUUUCAUCUGUCGCAGCAAAAA